UGUGAUAGCUAGUAAACAAAAAUUUAAUAAUAAAUAUAAAUAUUCACUACUUAAAAAAAAUGUCGGUUUUGGUAAAAAGAAAAAGGGGUAGGCCGCGGUUGAGUGAAACCAAAAUAAUUAACAACAUUGAUGGCAAUUUAAUAGAGGAGGUAAAGAAAUUCCCGAUUUUAUAUGACAGAGAUCACCCGGACUACCGAAAUAAAGCUUUAGCCAACAGACACUGGCGUCUCAUUGCCAAUAUUUUAAAUUCAUCAGAAUCUGUAGUAAAAAACCGCAUGAUACAGUUACGGAACAGAUUUAACGUUGAGAAACGCCGAGUCGAUGUUCUUGCCGAUGGAUCGAUAGUUUCCAACUGGCCACUUUAUGAUAGUUUAGCGUUUCUGAUAGAAUUCACCAAAAAACGUCGCCACUAUUUGAUGCAGCCAAAAAUACAAAUGAAUAACACAUCUAGUGAUGAGGAAGAUAAUGAGAGUAGGAAUGACUAUGCUACAAAUGACAAUGUCAACAAUACACAGCGGCCGGCACACAUACCUCUGCGCGAGAAUAUUGUCGAGGAACCAAACACUCCACCACCACCAAUAAACAGAAGAAUCUCCAUAGAAUCAGAAGAGCAGUACAAUAAGAAAUUUAAAGCUUUUGGGGAAUUUCUUGCUUCUUCACUUAUAGAAAUGAGCGAAAUGCAGGCGCUGCAUCUAGUCAAAAAGUUUACCUCUGAUUUGGUGGAAUAUUCAAAGCUUGAAGAAGUCAAUAGAGUAUCAAAUGAGCAUCAUUCAGUUAAUGGCGAGGAGUAUUUAUUAAAUUAAAUAAAUAUGAAUGUAAAAAUUUUUAA
Molecule: messenger RNA, 829 nt
Organism: Stomoxys calcitrans (stable fly)
Lineage: Eukaryota; Metazoa; Arthropoda; Insecta; Diptera; Muscidae
Exons: 2
Coding region: 60-803 (247 amino acids)
Biological process (GO): regulation of transcription by RNA polymerase II
Cellular component (GO): transcription regulator complex; nucleus
Source: RefSeq, a predicted model, not a curated record